Camponotus floridanus (Florida carpenter ant) is the source of this 1180-nucleotide messenger RNA. RefSeq names its product zinc finger protein 330 homolog (gene Noa36). Gene Ontology annotation, molecular function: protein binding; zinc ion binding. Gene Ontology annotation, cellular component: nucleus. The transcript has 6 exons. Bases 145 to 1122 code for a protein of 325 amino acids. The record is from RefSeq and is a predicted model, not a curated record. Lineage: Eukaryota; Metazoa; Arthropoda; Insecta; Hymenoptera; Formicidae.
AAUCACAAUACUGAUCAAGCGACAUUUUCAUUUUCAUAUCUGAAUCUGAAGUGUAUCGAAAACCGUAACCUCUCUUACGAUCAUAUGAUUUACACAUCUCGAUAAUAGUUCAAAUAGAGUUUAGCAUUUCAUUAAUAAAAUAAAAUGCCGAAAAAGAAAACUGGUCAAAGAAAGAAAGCCGAGAAGCAGAAACUUCGGCAAAAAGAAAUCAGAGCUGCUAAGGAACAAGUAGACUUGGCAAAAUUUCCUUGCAACUCUGUCAUGGAAUGUGACAAGUGUAAUAAGAAGCAAAAGAGUCGAGCCUUCUGCUACUUUUGUCAGAGUAUACAACGUUUGCCCAUGUGUGCACAUUGUGGCAAGAUCAAGUGCAUGUUGAAAACAGGAGAUUGUGUAGUACGCCAUCCUGGCAUCUUCACCACAGGAUUAGGAAUGGUGGGAGCCAUAUGUGAUUAUUGCGAAGCUUGGGUUUGCCAUGGAAGACGUUGUCUCACCAGUCAUGCUUGCAUUUGUCCACUGACGGAUGCCAUUUGUCAGGAAUGUGAGAGAGGAGUUUGGGAUCAUGGUGGAAGGAUAUUCAAAUGCUCAUUUUGUGAUUGCUUUUUAUGCGAGGAUGAUCAAUUUGAGCAUCAAGCAUCUUGCCAAGUAUUGGAAGCGGAAAAUUUCAAAUGUCAAUCAUGUAACCGUUUGGGACAAUAUUCCUGUCUCAGAUGUAAAACUUGCUAUUGUGAAGAUCAUGUUCGUAGAAAAGGUUUUAAAUAUGAAAAAAAUAAGGCUAUUCCAUGCCCAAAAUGCAGCUAUGAGACAUCCCAAACUAAAGAUUUAAGCAUGUCCACAAGGAGCCACAAAUUUGGUAGACAAAAUCAAGGUGGUCCAUCUGAAUCUGAUGAUGAAAAUGAAUAUGAUUAUGGAAAUCAAGAUUCUUGCUUUGCUAGUACUUAUACCAAUAACGAUGAAGACAAUGAAAAUGAUGAUGAUGAUGACGAUGAUGAUGAUGAUUACGAUGAUGACGAAGAUGAUGAUGAUGAAGAUGGUGAUAAUGAUGAAGAAUUAUCAAGUACAGAUGAAGAAGAAAAAGAUACUAACAUACAACAGGCUUCAAAUAGUAAUAAAAAUAAAGCUUAACACAUAUAUUUCAAGAUACAUAAAAUAGCAAUAAUUGAGAAUAAAAUGUUAAUUGUCA